Acanthochromis polyacanthus (spiny chromis) is the source of this 2824-nucleotide messenger RNA. RefSeq names its product NACHT, LRR and PYD domains-containing protein 3-like. The transcript is spliced from 10 exons. The coding region runs from base 125 to 2824 and encodes 899 amino acids. Gene Ontology annotation, molecular function: protein binding. NCBI's taxonomy places the organism in Eukaryota, Metazoa, Chordata, Actinopteri, Pomacentridae. The record is from RefSeq and is a predicted model, not a curated record.
CAGUAAGCAGCGUCGCUUCACUUCACUUAAUGGACGUUUUACUGGGAGACGAGUCCAAACCUGCUGUGGACAGAAAAGAGUGGACUGGUGGCUGAGAGCUCAGUGGCUGCAGGUUUUCACCAACAUGGAAAGGAUCCAUCAGAACCCAGGACCAGAACCAGAACCAGAACCAGGACCAGAACCCAGCUGUGUUUCUAUGAAGAGUGAUCAGUCAAAGGGUGGUUUCAUCGAUUUUAAAAGACGACAACCCUCUGCUGGACAGAUGAUCCAUCAGAACCCAGAACCAGGACCGGGACCAGAACUCAGCUGUGUGUCUAUGAAGAGUGAUCACUCAAAGGGUGGUGUCAUUGAUUUUAAAAGACGACAACCCUCUGAUGGACAGAAAGUGGACCAGCAGAACUCAGAGGUUCUCAGAGUUCAGUCUGACCAGCAGCAUCACCUGGACUCCAUAUUCAUGCUGCUGGAGGACAACAUGGUGACUUUUGUGAAGAAGGAGCUGAAGAAGAUGCAGAAGGCUGUAAGUCCAGAUUACCCAGAAUGCUCAGAGAGACAGAGGGAGGAUGAGGAGAAGUUGGAGGGUGAUGAUGAAGAUCAGAGGAGCAGCAGAGAGAUGUUUCAGCAGAUCACAGUGUUGUUCCUGAGGAGGAUGAAGCAGGAGAAGCUGGCUGACUGUCUGCAGAGCAAACUUGCCGCUGCAGUUUGUAGACGUAAACUUAAAUGUGGUCUAAAGAAGAAGUUCCAGAGAGUGUUUGAGGGCAUCGCUAAAGCAGGACAGUCGACCCUCCUGAAUGAGAUCUACACAGAGCUGUACAUCACAGAGGGAGGGACUGCAGAGGUCAAUGAUGAACAUGAGGUCAGACAGAUUGAAGCAGCAUCCAGGAAAGCAGACAGAGCAGAAAGAAGCAUCAGACCAGAAGACAUCUUUAAAGGCUCACCUGGAAGAGAUGGACCAAUCAGAACAGUGAUGACACAGGGAGUGGCUGGCAUCGGGAAAACAGUGUUAACACAGAAGUUGACUCUGGACUGGGCUGAAGACAAAAGCAACCAGGACAUCCACUUCAUGUUUCCAUUGACUUUCAGAGAGCUGAAUGUGCUGAAAGAGAGAAAGUUGAGCUUGGUGGAACUUGUUCAUCACUUCUUCAGUGAAACCAAAGCAGCAGGAAUGUGCAGGUUUGAAGACUUCCAGGUUGUGUUGAUCUUUGACGGUCUGGAUGAGUGUCGCCUUCCUCUGGACUUCCACAACAAUGAGGUCCUGACUGAUGUUACAGAGUCUACCUCAGUGGAUGUGCUGCUGACAAACCUGAUCAGGGGGAAUCUGCUUCCCUCUGCUCGCCUCUGGAUAACCACACGACCUGCAGCAGCCAAUCAGAUCCCUCCUGACUGUGUGGACAUGGUGACAGAUGUCAGAGGGUUUACCGACCCACAGAAGGAGGAGUACUUCAGGAAGAGAUCCAAAGAUGAGGAGCAGGCCAGCAGCAUCAUCUCCCACAUUAAAGCAGCACAAAGCCUCCACAUCAUGUGCCACAUCCCAGUAUUCUGCUGGAUCACUGCUACAGUUCUGGAGGAGCUGCUGAGAACCAGAGAGGGUGGAGAUCUGCCCAGAACCCUGACUGAGAUGUACAUCCACCACCUGGUGGUUCAGACCAAAGUCAAGAAGGUCAAGUAUGAUGGAGGAGCUGAGACAGAUUCACACUGGAGUCCAGACAGCAGGAGGAUGAUUGAGUCUCUGGGAAAACUGGCUUUUGAGCAGCUGCAGAAAGGAAACCUGAUCUUCUAUGAGUCCGACCUGAAAGAGUGUGGCAUCGAUAUGGAAGCAGCCUCAGUGUACUCAGGAGUGUUCACACAGAUCUUUAAAGAGGAGAGAGGACUGUACCAGGACAAGGUGUUCUGCUUCAUCCAUCUGAGCGUUCAGGAGUUUCUGGCUGCAGUCUACAUGUUCCACUGUUACACCAACAGGAAGGAGAAGGUUCUGGAGGACUUCCUGGGAAAAGACUGGAAAGACAAGAACAGAGACACUCUGGACGUGUUCCUGAACAGAGUCAUGGAGAAAUCCCUGAGAAGUAAAAAUGGUCACCUGGACCUGUUUGUUCGCUUCCUUCAUGGCCUCUGUCUGGAGUCCAACCAGAGACUCUUAGGAGGUCUGCUGGGUCGGACAGAGAACCAUCCAGAAAUGAUCCAGAGAGUCAUGAAGAACCUGAAGGAGAUGAACAGUGAUGAAAUGUCUCCAGACAGAAGCAUCAACAUCUUCCACUGUCUGAUGGAGAUGAAGGAUCUCUCAGUACAUCAGGAGAUCCAAGAGUUCCUUCAGUCAAAGAACAGAUCAGGGAAAUUCCUCUCUGAGAUCCACUGCUCAGCUCUGGCCUACAUGCUGCAGAUGUCUGAGGAGGUUCUGGAUAAGUUGGACCUGAACAAGUACAGAACAACAAAGGAGGGAAAACGGAGACUGAUUCCAGCUGUGAGGAACUGCAGAAAGGCUCGACUUUAUAACUGUGAACUCUCAGAGAGUCACUGUGAAGUCGUGGCCUCAGCUCUGAAGUCCAACCCCUCCCAUCUGAUAGAACUGAACCUGAGUGGAAACAACCUGCAGGAUUCAGGAGUGAAGCAUCUUUGUGAUGGACUGCAGAGUCCAAACUGUAAACUGGAGACUCUCAGAUUGGAGUACUGCAGUUUGUCAGAGAUCAGCUGUGAUUCUCUGGUCUCAGCUCUGAAGUCCAACCCCUCCCACCUGGAACAUCUGGACCUGAGAGGAAACAAUCUGUAUGAUUCAGGAGUGAAACAUGUGAGUGGUUUUCUGGAGAGUCCAGACUGCAUCCUGAAGACGUGA